Pseudovirgaria hyperparasitica is the source of this 3329-nucleotide messenger RNA. RefSeq lists its product as uncharacterized. The record is from RefSeq and is a predicted model, not a curated record. Gene Ontology annotation, cellular component: membrane. Bases 266 to 3202 code for a protein of 978 amino acids. The transcript is spliced from 2 exons. Gene Ontology annotation, molecular function: calcium ion binding; calcium channel activity. Gene Ontology annotation, biological process: calcium ion transmembrane transport; intracellular calcium ion homeostasis. NCBI's taxonomy places the organism in Eukaryota, Fungi, Ascomycota, Dothideomycetes, Acrospermales, Acrospermaceae.
ACACACACAUUCGCUUUCCAUCUACCUUGGGUCGUUUGGACACUCUAUCACACGACUACCUGCAUUUGCGUCAUAGAUCUACAUUACGUGCUGGACGCCUACAUUCUCUUGAAUAUUCCCAACUGCACAGUUACACGCCUUUCUCAUUUUAGCUAUCAAUCGGUCCUGGGACCACGGUCACGAUAUAUCACUCUUCUCUUACGAUACAACAUAGAAUCACCUCACGAGCAGCUGGCCUAGUCACCACCAUUGAUCCGACGCUUCGAUGUCGAGUCAGCCUCAGAGACAACGGUCACUGUCUCCAACCCAUUUCAAGCAGUCCAGGCACGGUUUUCAGCCCCUGAACGACGUCCCCGAAAACAGCACUAUGUCGCGUCACAACGACGGCAUGAUGGAUAUCCCGCUCCAGACGGUAGUGAGCCAUGGAUCGACUGGACUUCGCAGCAACCACACCCCGAAAUCACCAAUUGGCCAAUCACAACAAGGAACAUUUUAUGAAAAACAAGAGCAAGACCAGGAUGAAAAUGGACACGGCGGCAGGAGGAAACUGGCGAAAGUCGACUCAAAAGGCCGCAAGAUUGGCACUGGGGCUGACGGAGAAGACGACACCCUCACUCGCAUGGGUAUGAUAUACACCAAGAUUUUACACUUUAGUGUCAUCACUCGUUACUUGAUCUAUGUCCUUCCUGUGGCUGCUAUUCUGGCUGUACCACUCGUUGUAGGUGCAACCGCUGCACCUCGCGCACAUAUUGGCGGCGUCCGAUUGGUCUGGUUCUGGACUUGGAUUGAGGUCGUUUGGCUCGGACUGUGGGCGUCAAAGGUCGUCGCUCACUUUCUUCCUAAGGUCUUCCAGGCGCUCAUGGGUGUUGUCAGUGCUGGCACGCGUAAAUACUCCCUCGUUCUCAAGGCCGUGGAGAUCCCACUCUCGCUUGUCGGCUGGGCUGUCGUGGCUUUAACCACUUUCAAGCCGGCCAUGCAAGCAACGCUUGACCCGAGUAAAGGAGAUAGGCUGCGCGGGUGGCAGGAUGUGAUGAUCAGAGUUCUCGGCGCGUGUUUGGCUGCGACUAUCGUUCUGCUUGUGGAGAAGCUUCUCAUUCAGCUCAUCAGCAUCAACUAUCAUCGUAAGCAGUUUAACGUCAAGAUCAAGGAUUCAAAACGUAACGUUUCGAACUUGAGCCUUCUAUACGAUGCUUCGCGGGCGUUGUUUCCUAUGUACUGCCGCGAAUUCCAAGAAGAGGACUACAUCAUCAACGACUCUCUCGAAUUUGGCAUGGGCAGCCGGACCAAUAGUGGAAACCAGAAAAGACCUGGCUCUGCCAAUCCAACCAGAUUGCUUCAAAAUGUCGGCCGUUUUGGGGAUAAGAUCACUUCGGUAUUUGGCAAUGUUGCUCACGAGAUCACUGGAAAGAAGGUUUUCAAUCCCAAUUCGGCUCACUCCAUCGUCGUCGAAGCAUUGGAGAAGAAACGUACAUCCGAAGCAUUGGCCAAACGCAUUUGGAUGUCACUCGUAGUCGAGGGUAGGAAUGCUCUAUACGCAGACGAUAUUGCAGAGGUGCUUGGCGCCGAUCGCACUGCUGAAGCCGACGAAUGUUUCAGUACCCUCGAUCGUGAUGGCAAUGGCGAUAUCAGUCUUGAGGAGAUGAUUCUUACCGUCACUGAAUUGGGCCGUGAGCGAAAGUCCAUUGCUACCAGCAUGCACGACGUUGAUCAAGCCAUCAACGUGCUUGAUGGUUUACUUUCCACUGUGGUGUUGAUCAUCGUUGUUUUCAUUUUCAUUGCAUUCCUUAACACCAACUUCGUCACAACUUUAGCGACGGCCGGUACAGCGCUCCUGUCGCUUUCGUUCGUUUUCGCUGCGACUACACAAGAGGUCCUCGGUUCCUGUAUCUUCCUCUUCGUGAAACAUCCUUACGACGUCGGCGACAGAAUCGAUUUGACUAGCGGCACGGACAAGCUUGUCGUUGAGCACAUUUCCUUACUCUUUACCACAUUCCGUCGCGUCACAAAUGGCAAGGUUGUUCAGAUCCCUAAUAUCGUCCUGAACGGCAUUUGGAUUGAGAAUAUCUCUCGCAGCAAUGCCAUGCGGGAGACAAUCUCCAUAUUUGUCGCCUUCGAUACAACCUUUGCGGACAUUUCGCUCUUGAAGAACGAAAUGCAGAACUUCGUUCGGGAUAAGGAAAAUGCCCGAGACUUCAUGCCGGACGUUGACAUUGAUGUCGCAGAUAUCUGCGAAAUGAACAAGAUGGAACUGAAGUGUGAGAUUCGUCAUAAGAGCAAUUGGGCAAAUGGCGUUGUCGCCGGUACCCGUCGCUCCAAGUUCAUGUGUGCCCUCGUCCUCGCUCUCCGCAAGGUACCUAUCUAUGGCCCUGGCGGCGGUGACCCAGCGUUGGGUGCAGUGGGCAACCCCUCAUACUCCGUAGCCGUCAGCCACGAGCAAGCCGAGCACCAAAAAGAGCUUGCGUCAAGGACGAAAGAAGAAUCACGUAUGGUUCCCACCGCAAAGACAGGUCUCACAUACCCCACGGACACGCAUGGCAAAGCCGCUGCAACCGCCACUGGGUUUAACAACCUCGCCCCAUCUGCCGAAGCCAAUGGUAUCAGCAACUUGACAGCGCGCAAUGUCGCACUUGAUCCAGCACGUGAUGACGCCUACUCGCUCCGCGACGAUGCGGCCUCCAUGGGCCGCCCAUCAAUGGACCGUCAUUCCAUGGACGCCGGCGCAGAAGACUCCAUGCAACUCCUCCAUAAGGCCCCCUCAUCCGCCUCCACUGGUCGCCGCCGAGCCGCAUCUCGCGUCGCAAUGGCUGUCCCAUCCGUGCCCUUCAUCGCCGAGCCCCGACCCCCUACCGGCGGAUCUGAUUACGCCGAUGUCCCUCCCGCGCGAAACCUGACCCAACAGCCCUCCGCGUCUGCUUUGGGCCGCAGCACAAGUCUGGGCUCUCCAGCCUUGCAUGGUAGUCAGCGGUCCGGAGAGCAGUAUGCCGGCGGUGCGACUACGCAACAGCAGCAGAUCCGGGGAAAUCCGUUUGCAAACCAGCCAAUGACGCAUUUCCAGUCGACGCCAGAAUAUCCUAGGCAGGAAAGUCCACCGGGCGCUUCGACGGGAAGAAGAGUGAGCGGAGAGACAGCGAGGCCCGGGCCAGGGCCGUAUGCGCAACCACCGGGUGGACCAGGCGCAUACAGGCCUUACGGGGGCACGUAGGUGGUGCUUGAUGCAUGACGUAUGAAAUUGAUUGAGUCCUUUGUUACGAGCAUAGAUGUCUUUUUUUCUUUUUUUUUCUGGCACAAUCUGGAGUCAUUCACAGCUAAGCUGAUGCUACUACUGGUUA